This is a messenger RNA of Egretta garzetta (little egret), 1290 nucleotides long. RefSeq names its product melan-A (gene MLANA). Lineage: Eukaryota; Metazoa; Chordata; Aves; Pelecaniformes; Ardeidae. The record is from RefSeq and is a predicted model, not a curated record. Gene Ontology annotation, cellular component: endoplasmic reticulum membrane; melanosome; trans-Golgi network. The transcript has 4 exons. Bases 826 to 1167 code for a protein of 113 amino acids.
UGUCCCUAAGUGAACUCCGAAAUGUUUUGUUUCCUUGGCUAGAAUUCUCUUCAGCAGAGUAAUCGGGUUUUAUACUUUACCUGUGUAAAGUGGGUAGAUUAGCUGGAUACUAUCAAGUAGGAGCUGUUGUCAUGUUUAAAGGACAGAAACAUGAUUACUUGUGGAUUUCUUCUUCACUGUGUUUGAUCGAUUAGAUUUUUAACUGUUCAGACUGCUUUUAACUGGAUGAUUAUUCUAUUCAGACUGGAAAUUAAGAUUAUGAUAUCAAUUCCCUGCACAUCUAAGUAUAGUUGUCAGCACAUAUACAUUAGUAUAGCCAUCUGAAAAUCAACAGAUCUCUGAGAGUUUAUGCUGACUGAAAACCUGGCCCUUGAGCAUUUACAGGGAAUGACAGAAGUAAAGAAACAACAACUUGUAAGGACAAUAUUAAUUUUUCUUCUUCUGAAUAGUUUUUCUUGUCCAGGUAAAUUGCCUUUUUUUCUAUAUUCCUGAGAGAUUUUACUUCAGAAGUCUGCCAUCACUUAGUACCUAAAGGCACUAUGUCAAUUUCUUCUCUGCUGCACUCAGGAGCAAAUACCUUCAUGUCAGCGGGGCUAUUCAAAUGCAGACUGUAGUUAUGGUUUUGGGCUUUGCCUUAAAUUGGGACAGUUGUGUAUGUGUAUGGACUUACUUGAUUCUGAAGACACCAGAUUGUCCUGCCUCCCUAAAAUGCUCCCGUUGAAACAAAAAAGUUGGUAAUAUUAUGCUUUAAAGAUAAUAAAUUAUUUAUUGCUCUGAGGCACUGUAUUUCCAUCCUGUAGGUUUGAGCAGGACCAAGCUGACGAAAUGCCCAGAGGAAACCACUAUCCAGAUGGCAACUUUUUCAGAGGGAAAGGACACAGAUAUCUGGCAGCAGAAGAAGCACUGGGUAUUGGACUCUUCAUUUUGGUGCUGGCGAUUUUACUUAUCUUUGGCUGCUGGUAUUACAAAAGACGUAGUGGCUAUAAAAGUCUGCGGAGCAAAAGCUCUAGGGUGGGCAUGAUACGAACUGUGGUAGGUGAGGGAGGAAUGAUGGACAGCAAAAUGGCUCUGCAGGACUACAGAAACUUUAAUUCUGUGGUACCUGAUGCUCCACCAGCUUAUGACAAAAUUGCUGCAGAUCAGUCACCACCACCUUAUUCACCAUGACAACAUGAAGUUUUAAACUCUAAACAUACCGAUUCAAUUUCUUCAAUGUCCCUCUUAAUUUCCUGUAGAUGCUUAACUUUCUUAAAGCUAACCUUAUUAAAAAACCCAACCCUGUGCUUUCAU